Molecule: messenger RNA, 5455 nt
Organism: Lepisosteus oculatus (spotted gar)
Lineage: Eukaryota; Metazoa; Chordata; Actinopteri; Semionotiformes; Lepisosteidae
Source: RefSeq, a predicted model, not a curated record
GGACGGACAGCCGUGCGCUGAGCGAGCAAGGGGAGAGUAAGAGAAAAGGCGAGCCGAGCAGUGAGCAGGGCAAGCGGACUGGUGACGAGAUGGCCGACGCGGAUUUGGAUUUCCAGACGGGGGAUGCUGGGGCCUCCGCCACCUUCCCCAUGCAGUGCUCUGCCCUGCGCAAGAACGGCUUCGUCGUGCUGAAGGGCCGGCCCUGCAAGAUCGUCGAGAUGUCCACCUCGAAGACGGGCAAGCACGGUCAUGCUAAGCUGACCAGGAGAAGAGUGGGGUAUAUUUCAGGUGCAAUUCAAAGACGUCUCUCCUCUGCUCACUUCCGUUACUCACAGCUGAUUGGGAUCCAGGACGGGUACCUGUCUCUGCUCCAGGACAGCGGGGAGGUGCGCGAGGACCUGCGGCUGCCUGAGGGAGACCUGGGCAAGGAGAUCGAGAGCAAGUUCGAGGCGGGAGAGGAGAUCCUGAUCACUGUUCUGUCUGCAAUGAAUGAGGAGUCUGCAGUUGCCAUUAAGGCCAUGGCAAAAUAGGCACUACAGGGGCUUGCAAGCUGCACUGGACCCGAACGAGAGAGAAAGACUUCAGUAUUGCCAUUCUCUCUUUCUCUCUCUCUCACUCUCUCUUUCUCUCAAAAACCUCCUUUACUCUUAAAAUGCCCGUCUGGGUGAAGUUAGAAAACAAACAAAAAAAAUCUAUAAUAUAUAUAUAUAAGACUGAAAUAAGAAAACCACCAAACGGGGGUGGGAGGGGGUGGAAGGGAUGGAUGGCUGUUACCCUCAACCCCUCACCAGUCCCCACACUGCCCGCGGGUGUAGAUAUGGGAAAAAUGGCUUGGCGGCUGUGUGCCCUCACUACAGCCCAGCUGGCAAAACACUGCUCAGUACUUCACAUUUCAAGGGCUUGUGUGUACCUGUGUUCAUCCAAGCUUCCCCACCUCCCUGCUAGAUCUGAGGCUGUCAGUCCAAAUUCCGAUCACAGGGUGUCUUCAGAUCUGGUCUGACUCCCAACGCUGCCCCGCCCCUCCCUCAUGUCCUCCCUUACUUCUCCCCCUCUGUCCCGGUCCUGGAGCGCCACAAGACACUGCUCAGCAGCUAAAGACAUGGCCGCACCGCGUCGGUGAUUCUGCUCGGCCACUAGAUUCCACCCAGGUGUCGUUUGAGCCAGCCUGCGCCGAACCUGCACUGAAGCCCGCCCAGUGCUGUCAACGAGAUUCUCGUUAAGAACCUCACAAUGUAGCCUUUCAAUCUGUGGCGCGGGGCUCUAGUCCUGUAAAGUGAAUUGCGGAUCAGUGUGGUCUUGCCUGUCCAGUGUCCUGUCUCCUGCCCCUGAUCUGCCGUGUUUCUGAGCCGCUGGUCUGCCACGCCCCUCCCCCCUCCUUUAGUAAGAUUAUUAAUGACUGAAUCGGUUAAGUAUUGAAGCGCAUGGCAGACUUACAAUUUGAAGACACCCCACCCCCUUCUUCCCGGGAAACUAGGAAUAGGAUAGCUGUCUCACCAACCCCUACCACCCCUCGAAAACUAAGGAGGCGCACCGGGAAUCAUCGACUGCUCCAGGCUUUUGAGAAUAUGGACUAAAUUGAGCUUUGAAGUUGGAAUGAUGCAUUAUGGAUGUUGACGUGGGGAUUCCGGAGUCUGUGGCCCCGUGUCCUGGGUGACAUCACCUGCUGCUGUGGCUGAUCAGACAGAGGCACGUCUGGGAUUUUGCUCCUGGAAGCCACAGCAUGUUUUGCGUGUUGGCGAUGCUUCUAAAAUGCUCUAUAAUGCAGAAAUAAAGCGCACUUUAAAACCUGCAAUUACCCCAACCUUGUAGAGUCAACCGAGGGUCCGCAAGUGGUUUUGGGACCGCCGUCGGACUCGUGAUUACAACUGUGCUGUUACCACACCAGAAACGGAAACUGGUCUUAACUCCUUCAUUGUUACAUUAGUCCUGCUACAAUAUCACUGGAGUAAUUAAGGGACUAGGUGCAGCAAAGGAGGGAUUUGGUUGAGCUGUUUUUUUCAGUAGCCCUGGUUAUCUUAAAAGGUCUUUUCACAGAGGGUCAAGCUGCGGUGCUAUUUUAGGGGAGCGUCAGUUAGGGAGGUACACUGUUUUUUGAUUCGCUGUUAAAUCAGAUUUGACUCACAAGCAAGUAGCUGACAGUAAUAUAGCACGCACUUGCUCCCUGAACCAAUGGGGUCUUGAUUUGCCUUCUAGGACUGUGCCUUAGAGUUUUAUUUAUUGCAACUAGGAAAUACAGUACAGUUCAGGUGGUGGGUGAAGUGCUUCCUGUCAGGAGUGUCAACCCUGUGUAACGUUAAAACGUUACCCCCUACCCACCAGCCUAUUCUCGUGCCUCCCUGGGCUGUAGACAUGUUUGGCAAGGGCAAUGGAUUGGAGACGACGGUAGGGUAGAGAAAUGACGGGGACACAAACUCUCACACAGGUAGAGCUAGGGAUACAGACCUGAAAAACCUUUUCUUUAAACCCCCAAUAAUGUUAGGAAUCCUGAAUUAUCUGGCCUGUAUCCUCCUCCACACCAUUCCUAAUUUGUAUAUACAGUAUAUAUAUUUUUGGGGUGUAUGUUUGUAAGAAUCUUUGCUCCCAACCCCCACAGAGACUUGAAGGGCUUUCCUUUCUGGGAAAUCACAUGAAUUGGAUACUUCUCGUUUAUGGAAUGUGCUGUGGCCGUGUCUCCUAUGGCCCGUUAGACUGCUCCAGAAGUGCCCUUUGUCUCCUCCUUCCCUACAGCCCAGUCCCUAGCGAGUGACACCAGUGGACACCUCCAGUACACUUAAAGGCGAUGACCCCCCAGGGCACUUCAGGCUGCAUCCUUGAUCACGAAAUGCUGCAGCACAAAGGAAGUGGCGUGCAACUGUAGCUAGCCAUUACUUCUUGGGGGAGGGAAUGGUGGGAUACAAGAGAAGGCAUCUUCCAGCCUCACUGUAGAGAGCCACAAUGUUAGUUUUAUCAGGCCACCUGGAGCCAAGACAGUUCCCAACAAGAUAAAAGACAUGGACAGAUAACCUCUGAUCUACGGGCUGCUGAGCAACCAGAAGCAAGCAUGACAGACCAAGCAGCUGCCUCUCUCGUUUGCAAGGCUUUUUAACAGAAUGGAAUACUUUUGCUCCCUUUCGUCAAACCCAAAACAAUUUAUUUGAAAAAAAUCACUUCUGACCUGCACUACCCGCAGGACUGUGGCUCUCCGGGACCAGGGCUGGCUGAGCACACCGAACAGGAAAAGGGGGUUGGGGUUUUAUUGGAGGAGAUGGCCUCCAUGUGGUGGGUGAGGGGGAGCAGUGUGCAUUUCCUACAUGUUGUGCAUCAUGAACACAAGAAAAAAAAAAAGGCUGAACAGAAAAAAAAUUUCAAUGCCGAUUAAAGAGGCAGGGAAAUUUGCUUAACCUCCUUCGUGCAUCCCCAUUUUUUGUACAGUUUUUUUUUUUUGAUGCCUCUGCAAAUGCCAACCUCAUCAGAAGUUGCACUAUAUGCGUGAGCGAGCGUUACGAAAUCAACCGUAUGUCCUAACUUAACAACCCUGCGUUAAAACUUUAAAAAGAGUCUGGACUUCAUGGGAAGAUGGAUUUGGAAAAUGAGGGGGGGGAAAAGAAAUACAGGUAGCUCUCCAGUCAAAUGGCAGAUGCAUUUCUGAAGCUUUAAUCGAAAUUCUAAAUUAAAAAAAAAAGUUUCCCCAUAAGAAAGUGUUGAUGGAGAGGGAGACUUCUCUCAAAUAGAGGAUUUCACUACCACAUUAAAACAAUUAAAACAUGACAUAUUUAUUCAUAUGUUUAUACAGUAGUAAUAAGUCAUUUUCUAACCAAGCAUUAAUGAUCAAUUUCAGUACAAUGUUAAGGGAAUAGAUGCACAGAUGAAUUGGCUAUAUACGCAUCUGAAAUGCUCAGCUCUCUUCAGUUCUUUCACUCCUUGAGCCUUUUAUUUUAAUUACAUACUUUUUCCUCAUUUUUCUUCAUUUAGGUUUUUGGCCAAUUACUCAUAGACUGUUUCAAUUGUUUUAUUUAUUGAAUGUUAAAGUGGGUGAUUUUUUUAAAAUGACUUCAACAACGGAAAGUUUUUCAUCACCGAUCAGGGAAAAGCAGCUGCUGAUUUAAGAGGUUCAAGCGAGGAGCUGGGUCAAGGUUAAUUCCUGGUGAAGAGUCGGAAAAUAAUUCUUCUUCAGAUGUUACUUUGCAAGCAACACAAGGGUAACAACUCCUCGCUCAAACGUCUUAAUGUUUUAUAAACUCUUUCCUCUGAAUUUCUAUUUUAAGACUUUUUCCACACAGUAGCUUCUUUUGUUUCAUAGUUUUAUUGACCUUGUUUUAGAUUUAAUUCAAUGUAAGCAGAAGGUACAGGCUAAGACAUUGGAUCGAUUUCUUUAGUGUGGGACGAUGGGAGAUGAAUGGAGACUUUGAGAUCACGGAGAUGAAGACUGUGCAUCUCCCAAGUGACUCUGUUCCUCCCAGAGCACAACUGGGUACUUGUGACGCUUUGUGUCUCACUCUGUCACGCUGCCAGACUCUGGCCGCACAGAAGCGUGUUAAAGUGAAAACGAAUUCAUCCUGAAUUGAGAAGUAGUAUAUAUUCUCGAGGAGCUUUGAACCACAACCAUGUAAACCGAGAACUACCUGUACGAAUCUUGUACAGGUAUGUUUCACUUACAUCCUCUGAUUCCUUUGUGUGAAGUAGGUUACACCUCUGCUUGUGGGUUGAACUGUGAGCAGCACGUACAGUAAUUGUAACCCCCUGUUUGGUCUCCAAAGUCACCGUUCUAAGGAGCGUUUAUUCAACUGGAACAUCUCGCUCAUGUGCAGGAUGAGAUUUUCACCCCAAAGCAAAGACUCCAUUGGUGAAUUUUCACCCCCCAACCCCCCAUCACUGUAGUUUUACAUAAGGUCGCUUGUUUCUAUUUUGCAAACGAAGUAUUGACACCUUUCAGAUUAUCAACUGUGCAUUUGAUUAUCUUGUAGUUCACUAAAUCAGUGAGCUUGUCUUUUGUAGUAGGGGGUGAAAAUUUGCUAAAGAGAGUGUAUGUGUACAGUAUGUAUGGGGGGAAGGGGUUGGUAGAGACCAUUAGAUUGUAGAUUUCUCUGAAGGGGCAGAGGUUGGGUUCUCUUUCGAAUCUAACUGGUGUUGCAUGUACAAGCCCAAAAACACACAGCAGGAAUCGCUUGGGACGUAUUUUAACAGGGAUGCUCAGUGAACGAGAGAAGAAAUCAAGUUGGGCAGAUGGGGGGGGGACCACUGCCUAUACCCUCAGUGGAUGAGUUUUGACCCAGACAGGACGGCAUCUGCUAUCGAGGAUGAAAAGCCUUCUGACAUCUCGGGCCUAAACCUACCCUGGACUGGGAUCGGAUGGACAAAGCUGACCCGCUUAAAAUUCACGGACUGUGCGCUUCUGCCCAAAUGCAUCCUGUGUUGUACAGAUUACAACUUUUUCCCAUUAAAAAUUGAACUUUUAUUCCCUGAGAAAUGGAAAAAA